AUGUGGAGCCGGAAGUGUCUCCUCUUCUGGGCUGUGCUGGUCACAGCCACGCUCUGCACUGCCAGGCCGGCCCCGACCUUGCCGGAGCAAGCCCAGCCCUGGGGAGCCCCCGUGGAAGUGGAGUCCCUCCUGGUGCACCCCGGUGACCUGCUGCAGCUCCGCUGCCGGCUGCGGGACGAUGUUCAGAGCAUCAACUGGCUGCGGGACGGGGUGCAGCUGGCGGACAGCAACCGCACGCGCAUCACCGGGGAGGAGGUGGAGGUUCGGGGCUCUGUGCCCGCCGACUCAGGCCUCUACGCCUGCGUGACCAGCAGCCCCUCCGGCAGCGACACCACCUACUUCUCCGUCAACGUCUCAGAUGCGCUCCCCUCAUCGGAGGACGACGACGACGAUGAUGACUCCUCUUCGGAGGAGAAGGAGACGGACAACACCAAACCAAACCGUAUGCCCGUGGCUCCGUACUGGACGUCGCCAGAAAAGAUGGAAAAGAAACUGCAUGCAGUGCCAGCUGCCAAGACAGUGAAGUUCAAAUGCCCUUCCAGUGGGACCCCAAACCCCACGCUGCGCUGGCUGAAAAAUGGCAAAGAAUUCAAGCCCGACCACAGGAUUGGAGGCUACAAGGUCCGUUAUGCCACCUGGAGCAUCAUUAUGGACUCCGUGGUGCCUUCUGAUAAGGGCAACUACACCUGCAUCGUGGAGAACGAAUACGGCAGCAUCAACCAUACCUACCAGCUCGAUGUCGUGGAGCGGUCCCCUCACCGGCCCAUCCUGCAGGCGGGCUUGCCGGCCAACAAGACCGUGGCCCUGGGCAGCAACGUGGAGUUCAUGUGCAAGGUGUACAGCGACCCGCAACCCCACAUCCAGUGGCUGAAGCACAUCGAGGUGAACGGGAGUAAGAUUGGGCCGGACAACCUGCCUUAUGUCCAGAUCUUGAAGACGGCCGGAGUUAACACCACCGACAAAGAGAUGGAGGUGCUGCACUUAAGGAACGUCUCCUUUGAGGACGCGGGGGAGUAUACGUGCUUGGCGGGUAACUCUAUCGGACUCUCCCAUCACUCUGCAUGGCUGACCGUUCUGGAAGCCCUGGAAGAGAGACCGGCGGUGAUGACCUCGCCGCUGUACCUGGAGAUCAUCAUCUAUUGCACGGGGGCCUUCCUUAUCUCCUGCAUGGUGGGGUCUGUCAUCAUCUACAAGAUGAAGAGCGGCACGAAGAAGAGUGACUUCCACAGCCAGAUGGCCGUGCACAAGCUGGCCAAGAGCAUCCCUCUGCGCAGACAGGUGUCGGCCGACUCCAGCGCGUCCAUGAACUCCGGGGUCCUGCUGGUUCGACCCUCGCGUCUGUCCUCCAGCGGCACCCCUAUGCUGGCCGGGGUCUCUGAAUACGAGCUUCCCGAAGACCCUCGCUGGGAGCUGCCUCGGGACAGACUGGUUUUAGGCAAGCCCCUGGGAGAGGGCUGCUUUGGGCAGGUGGUGUUGGCGGAGGCCAUCGGGCUGGACAAGGACAAACCCAACCGUGUGACCAAAGUGGCCGUGAAGAUGCUGAAGUCGGAUGCAACAGAGAAAGACCUGUCGGACCUGAUCUCCGAGAUGGAGAUGAUGAAGAUGAUUGGAAAACACAAGAACAUCAUCAACCUGCUGGGGGCCUGCACACAGGAUGGUCCCCUGUAUGUCAUCGUGGAGUACGCCUCCAAAGGCAACCUCCGGGAGUACCUGCAGGCCCGGAGGCCGCCGGGGCUGGAGUACUGCUACAACCCCAGCCACCACCCCGAGGAGCAGCUUUCCUCCAAGGACCUGGUAUCCUGCGCCUACCAGGUGGCCCGAGGCAUGGAGUAUCUUGCCUCCAAGAAGUGCAUCCACCGGGACCUGGCCGCCAGGAACGUCCUGGUGACGGAAGACAACGUAAUGAAGAUCGCAGACUUCGGUCUUGCUCGAGACAUCCACCACAUCGACUACUAUAAAAAGACAACCAACGGCCGACUGCCCGUCAAGUGGAUGGCACCGGAGGCCUUGUUUGACCGGAUCUACACCCACCAGAGCGACGUGUGGUCUUUUGGGGUACUCCUCUGGGAAAUCUUCACUCUGGGCGGCUCCCCGUACCCUGGGGUCCCCGUGGAGGAGCUUUUCAAGCUGCUGAAGGAGGGUCAUCGUAUGGACAAACCCAGUAACUGCACCAACGAGCUCUACAUGAUGAUGAGAGACUGCUGGCACGCGGUCCCCUCACAGAGACCCACCUUCAAGCAGCUGGUGGAAGACCUGGACCGCAUCGUCGCCUUGACCUCCAACCAGGAGUACCUGGACCUGUCAAUGCCCCUGGACCAAUACUCCCCCAGUUUCCCUGACACCCGCAGCUCCACCUGCUCCUCCGGAGAGGAUUCCGUCUUCUCUCACGAGCCCUUGCCCGAGGAACCCUGCCUGCCCCGACACCCGGCCCAGCUGGCCAACGGCGGACUCAAACGGCGCUGA
Rangifer tarandus platyrhynchus (Svalbard reindeer) is the source of this 2463-nucleotide messenger RNA. Lineage: Eukaryota; Metazoa; Chordata; Mammalia; Artiodactyla; Cervidae. The record is from the annotation of a GenBank genome assembly.